UCGUCUGCUAAUUUUGCAUUCCAUUGUCCAAUAUAAUAGUAUAAUUUGAAUAAAUUAGUUAUUUGUAGUUAGGACUUCUUAUUAUAAUUCUGAUUCAGACUUUUUGUGGUAGCUUAAUAGGUUAGUUAUAUUUUUAUCUAGAAACUAUAUGAUAGUCCAACACAAUUUUAUCUUUUUCAAGUAAAUUUUGUUAAAUUUUAAAAAAAAAAAAAAAAAAAAUGGCUAGUCAACAUAAUGAGAAUGUAGAAGUAAUAGAUCCUUUUAAAGAAAAUUAUGAUAACUAUUUGCUUAUUGAUGCUGGAGCAAAUAUGGUUAAUAAAAAAUUUAGUAGAGAUUUAGAAUCUGUUCUACAACGAGCUAAAGAUUCAGGUGUACAAAAAAUUAUAGUUCCAUGCACUUCAUUAAAAACGAGCAAAGAAGCUUUGAGAUUAGCUAGAAUCUAUCCUGGAGCAUUAUAUUCAACAGCAGGUAUUCAUCCACAUGAAGCAAAGUCAUGGGAUGACAACUAUUAUGAAGAGUUAAAAGAUAUUGCAAGUAAUUCUGAAUGUGUAGCAAUUGGUAUAUGUGGAUUAGAUUAUAAUAAAGACUUUUCAACUCCUGACACUCAAAGAAAAGUAUUUGAAAUACAGUUAUCUUUGGCUUUAGAACUUAAAAAACCAAUAUUAUUGCAUCAAAAAGGUGCCCAUGAUGAUUUUCUUCGCAUCUUAAAAUCAUACUCAACUACCACACUACCUACUACUAUAUUACAUUCAUUUACGGGAACUUUUGAAGAAGCUACAGAUUAUAUAAACUUUGGAAUGUAUAUUGGUAUAACAGGUGGAUUAUGUAAAGAUAGUUCUGGAAAUGGUAUAAAGAAGCUCCUUAAUGCGGGUAAAUUAACUUUAGAUAAAAUAUUGGUUCAAACAGAUUCUCCUUUUAUGUACCCUAAUGCAAGAGCAGCUAAUAUUUCGGAAGCUAUUAAAUCUACUCUAACUCAAAGAUCUCUUGGAUUUCUACAACGUUAUUGUACAUUUCACCGGAAUGAACCAUGUUCUUUACCUAUAAUUGUAGAAUUAAUUGCAGGAUUUAUUGGUAAGAAACCCGAUGAAGUUGCUUUAGCAUCAUCAUUCAAUGCUUUAAAAAUAUUUGGAAUGUCAUAAAAUAGAUGUGUACAUAAAGAUAUUUAAUCUAAAAUUGUUUGUGUUAUGUUAUUUUAAACUUUAUUUUGAUAGAUGGAUAUUUAUAUUGUUUCUUUAUGUGAUUUAGAAAUUAUUUAUGUUGACCUUGGAAUAACCCUUAAUAAAAUUAAAAUUUAAUUUAUUAAUAAAUUAUACUAUGUGCCA
Molecule: messenger RNA, 1322 nt
Organism: Daktulosphaira vitifoliae (grape phylloxera)
Lineage: Eukaryota; Metazoa; Arthropoda; Insecta; Hemiptera; Phylloxeridae
Product: 3'-5' ssDNA/RNA exonuclease TatD
Exons: 6
Coding region: 219-1139 (306 amino acids)
Cellular component (GO): cytosol
Molecular function (GO): single-stranded DNA 3'-5' DNA exonuclease activity
Source: RefSeq, a predicted model, not a curated record